AUGGCGAAGGUAGCAACCGACUUUGAGAAGAUCAUCCAACAAGGACGAGAGAGGAAGAAGAACGAGGCGCUGGCACAGAAGAUCUUCUCCAAGGACAGAAGGCAGAGCGCGCCUUCCAAGCUCAAGCCCGGUGCGGGACCGUCACUGGCGAGCCGAGUCGGUAUCACGAAGAAGCCCCGCACCGCAUCCCUUGGCCCCAAGCCCCUUCCUGCUGGCAACAUCGACGGCGACUGGACACACGACCUCCACGGAACGGUAAACAAUGGUGGCGGUAGAGGAGGACGGAACAACAACGGCAACAGCGCCGGUGCAGGCGGCCUCGCGUCGCGCAUUUCUGCGCCGGGAGGAGGCAGGUCCGCGCCCGGCGCGGCUUCAAACGGCGGCAAUAACAACAAUAGACGAGCUGACCGACGCGCCGAGCAGAAGGCGGCGAGAGUGGCUGCCGCAAUUGAGCGCUCGGGCGCCAUGGCCGACGUCCAGAUGACUUCUGUCGCGAACGUGGUGCCUACGGGACCGGCGAUUAGGCAGGGCCUCUCUAUCAGAGGGCUGGCGGGUCCGUUCGCGGUGAUGGCGCAGAACUUUGCGCCGGGGACGACGGCGGCGGAUAUCGAGAGCGCGAUGACGCCUGUGGGCGGGGAGAUGCUGAGCUGUCGGAUCAUCAAGACGACGCCUCUGAUUCUGGCGGAGAUGGUGUUUGCGACGAAGGAGGGAGGUGAUGCGGUCAUUUCCACGUUUAAUAACCAGACGGCCGACGGACGCAUCAUCAAAGUCUACCCCAAGCCCGGCGGCUACAAGGAACCCUCUGCCCGCCCCACCAACACUCGUUCAACCUCGAGCAACUUUGUCGACGGCAUGAACGGAUUCCCCGAGACCAUGGAGGAAAACAAUGGCGGCCUGUACAGUGAUGACCUCGUUCGCAAUGUCGGCGGGAACGGUAACAAUCAUAACAGCAGCAGCGGCAACAACAACAACAACAACCGUAGAGGACGUAACUUGAACCGUGGCGGCAGACGAUGA
Messenger RNA from Colletotrichum godetiae, 1017 nucleotides. RefSeq lists its product as uncharacterized. The record is from RefSeq and is a predicted model, not a curated record. Lineage: Eukaryota; Fungi; Ascomycota; Sordariomycetes; Glomerellales; Glomerellaceae. The transcript has 4 exons. Bases 1 to 1017 code for a protein of 338 amino acids. Gene Ontology annotation, molecular function: nucleic acid binding.